AAAUAAAAUAUCAAGUAAUUAAUUAUUACAAUCAUUAAUGUAUUGAAUGUGAUAAUACAAUAAAAGAUUUAUAAUGAUAGAAUAGUAACCGGAUUGUAUAUAUAUUUAUAUGUAAACAAAAGAUAGUAUGGAAUGGACAUUCUUAGUGUUCAGUGAUAUUGAACGAAAAUAUGGUCAACUUUCAUUAUUCUAAUAAAGAUUUAUAUCAUACUUCACAAUUCUCUUCUUCAAACCAACAUGAUAAUCAUUGUCAUGAUGAUCUACAUUGUACUAAAUAUUUGAAUUAUACAAUUAAUGAUAAUAAUGAAUUAGAUUUGUUAAGAUCCAUAGAAUUAUAUGAAAAUGAAAAGUCUGUUUCAAAUCUAUCUGCAUUGGAUCAAUUAUCAACUCCUCCAAAUAAUGAUAAUGAUUGUAAAUCACCAAGAAUUGAUGAUACAACAACAAUAGAUAGUUGGACACCAUCAACUGAUCAGUCGUUUAUACGUCAAGAAAUAUUAUUAAAUAGAAUGAAAAGUUGGAAGUUGUAUAGAAAUACUAGUCCAUUAAAUUACUUCAAUAAUAUGAAUAAUACUAGCAAUAUUGAUAAUUUACCUGAAAAAUACUCUAUUAAAUAUAGAUUUAGAACAUUUGAAGAUGUGCCUAAGGAUCAGAUGGAUAACCAUGUAGCUACGGUACAUAUAUUUAACCGGUAUUUAAUGAAUAAUGAAUAUGGGCAUGGAAAUCAACUACAAAUAUUGAAAGAUGCUCAUUCAUCACCUGAAUUAAGUGAAAAUUUAACAGAACAGUUCAUUACACCAUCAGUCAGUGAUGGUGUGAAAUUAGAUGCCUGUAAUCAGGAAUUAGAUCAUCAUACACGUUUAAAUGCAAGACAUCGUAUAUGUGAAGAAUAUUUACAAUGUUUAGAGAAACGAUAUAAUAUUAAUAUGAAUCAAUCAAAUGAUGAAAUGAAUAAAAUAAAUUUAACUGAAUAUGAUUUAAUACCGCAUAGUUUAUAUAUAUCAACAAGUGUUGAUGGUUUACAUUCAAUGUUAACAACAGUACAAAUGGAUUCUUCUAAAAUGUAUCAUUCAAUUGAUCAAACUACCUUGAGACAAAAUACAACUGAAGAGAAAAUUAUUGCAAAUAAAUGCGAACAAGAACGUGUACAGAAGAAAACAUUUACCAAUUGGUUAAACACAUAUUUAAGUAAUGCAAAUCCACCAUUUAAAGUUCAAGAUUUAUUUGAAGAUAUCAAGAAUGGAAUAGUGUUAAUAAGAAUAUUAGAAGUUUUAUCAGGAGAGAAACUACGUGCAGAAAGUCGGGGUCAAAUGAAUCGGAUACAUUGUCUAUCGAACAUUAAAACUGCAUUGGAAUUUUUACAUUCUAGGAAUGUUAAAUUAGUCAAUGUCAAUCCGACUGAUAUUGCUGACGGGAAACCAGCUAUUGUUCUUGGUCUCAUAUGGGUUAUUAUACUAUAUUUCCAAAUUGAGGAACAAGAAGAGUUACUACUGAAAAUUUUGGAUCUUCCACCUGGUUCACUUAGAGCGAGAGGUUCAGCUAAACGUGCUCUACAAACCUGGGUUCAAGAAAUUUUCGCUGGAAAAUACGAUGUCCAGAUUCGUGAUUUUGGUCCAAGUUGGCGUGAUGGAAUAGCAUUCAAUGCUAUGGUGCAUAAUAUUGACUCCAGACUUGUUGAAAUGGACAAAGUAAAGACUAGAACACCAAAAGAAAAUUUAGAAUACGCAUUUACUCAAGCUGAAAAACAUCUGGGUAUACCAAGACUUUUAGAUCCUGAAGAUGUCGACGUUGACAGACCAGAUGAAAAGUCAAUUGUAACAUAUGUUGCUCAAUUUUUCAAAGCUUAUCCAGAUGCAGGAAGACGAAGACCUGAUUCACCUACCAAAACGAAUGUCAAACUGAAACUUGAUAAUCUAAUGAAAUUUAUUCGAGAAUCUGAGUUGAAAGUGAAAACAGCUCGAUCGGGGCGUACUAAUUUAAAUGAACAAUAUCAGGUAUAUGAGGAAUUAAUUACAGGAAAAGAGAUAGAAGAAGUAAAUUAUGAAUCAUUGAAAGAUCAAUGGUAUUCUGGUUUAAUAUCUCAUACUGAUUCAUUAAUCAAUCUAAGUGAAAUAGAAAUUUUAGAAGAAUCUUGGAAUAAUUUUAUCAUUAUUAUGAAUGAAUGGUUAUGGGAAAUAGAUGAUAAAAUACCUGGUGAAUUUGGUCGUAUUGCUAAAUGGUUAGGUCAAGCUGAAAAGUGGUUUAAACAAGUAGAUUUAAAAUGGUAUCAAAAACCAUCUGGUACUGAAGCGAUGGGAUUUUGUAUUACAGUAAAUCAAUCAUGGCGUCCUUCAAGUGCUGAACCUCCAUAUUCUCCUCCGUCAAAUGAACUAAUAGAUAAGUUACAAAAUGAGAGAUUAGAAAUUUUUGGAACAAAUAACCAAAAGUUGAACUCUAUUCGUGAUGAUUUAUCUCGUGUUAUUGACAAUGAAAAGACAAACAAUUUGCCUAGUACUUUGAUUGAUAGACUAGGUACACGUUUAUCAAAAGUUACUGGUUAUGAACCUGGAAAUAGUGCAGUUUUAAGUGCAGCAAAAGCUCGUAGAACAUUCCUUGAUAUAUUAUAUAAUGUUAACCGUACAGAAACUAGUACAGGUGUUCGUAUACGUAGUCGUCGACGUGAAAGUGCUACAGGUUUUGAAUAUCGUUUUUGUAAUUGGUUGGAUCUAGUCGAUGGAAAUAUACAUACUGAAACUAGAGAGAUUGUAAAUGGAAUUCUUACCGAUUAUCAGCUUUGUUUAAAAACAGAACAUAUUCCAGAGAAAUUAGAUCAAUGUAAAUCUGAUUUAUGUAAACAUUUUAAUUUAUUAACUAAAAUUGCUCAAUAUGAUGAUCAACUUUUACCAAAAAAUUCUUUGGAUAUUAUUCAACGAUGGCAAGAUGAUUGUGAAUUGAAAUGGAAUUUAAAUAAAUUCAAUCAAUUAAUACAAUUAGGUGAACGUAUUAAACAACGUUUAACUGUUUGGGAUAAAUUAGAUAAUCGUGUUAGAAAUAUAGAAAAUUGGUUGUCACAAUUUGAAGAUUCCACAUUUUCUGAAAAUGAUUGGUUCAGUCGACGAGAUGAAAUAUUUCUCUUAUUAGAAGAGGCUAAUGAAGCCGCUCACUAUCUUGGUGAAUCAGCCGACCAUCAUAGAUUGGAAAUGUUUCGUAAAAGGAUUGAGAAACUAGAAUCCGAUAUUUCCAAAAGAAAACAAAAGAAUUUAGAAAAAAUUGAAGCAAAACGAUUAGCGGAUAAAUUAAAACUUGAAAAUGAAUUAAAUAAUCAUUUAAAUAAAAUGGAAAAGUGGAUAAAUUCAAUAAAAGAUUUAAUUGAGAAUAAAACGAAUUGUAAAUUGAAUAAUUUACAAGUACGUUGUACUUCUAAUGGAUUAUCGAUUAUAGUUGGGCAAUUACAAAAUAUUUUAGAUGAACAACCAAAAAUCACAGAACAUUUACAAAAUGCUACUAUAUUGAGUCAAGAUCCAAUUAUUCAACCAAUACAAUUAGAACAAAAAGAACAUUUAAUAUGUUUAGAAGAAUUAAUAGAAAAAUUUAUUCAUUUAUUACCAAUAAAAUUAAAAGAUUUAACAGAUAUAACAGAGAAAACUUAUGAAAUAGAAAAAAAUUUAAAUAAUAUUCAUUUACAAAUAAAUGAAUUAGAACAGAAACAAAAUAAUAUUUUAUUGGAAACUGAUAUUCAUACAUGGGAAUGUUCAUCAUUAUAUCUUGAUUUCAAUGACUGUCGUGGGCAUUUAACAUUUACUAAUGGUCAAGUAAAUGAUUUAGAACGUGCACUUAAUUUACAAGAUAAUCGUGGUAUGUCAAUUUUAAACAAGUUUAGCGUUGAAGAGUUAUAUAAUGAAAUAAAAGGUUUCAAUGAUCGUCUUAAUAAUACUGAAAAAGUAAUUAAACGUAAACUUAUUAAUAAACAAUCAAUUAAUGAAACAUUUACAACAUUAAAACAACAAAUGGAUGAAACACAAAUAGCUUUAAAAGAUUUAAAAUAUGCAACAUCAGCUAAUGGAGGGAUUGGUAAAGAAGAUUUAUUGAAUUUGUUAGAUAAUUUAAAAACACUACGUCGUAAAUACACAGAAAGUAUUCAAACUAAUGAUAGACGAUGUCAGAAUUUCUUAAAUUCUGCUGCUUCUCAAGGUGACGGUGAUAUGUUACUCAGUGAAAUGAAAAUGAAAAUAUCUCAGAUGAAAAGUGAUAUAAAUGAACAAUCUACAGAAAUUGAUAAUGAAAUGCAACAAUUAGAUAUUCAGUUAAAUAAAUCAUUAAAAAAUAUAUAUGAAAUUGAAGAAAAAACAAAACAAACAGAUCAAUGGUUAAUAAAUCAAGAAAGACGUUUAACUGCUUUAUCAACUGGACCACUAACACAAUCAUGUGAUACAGUAGAUAGUAUAUCAGAACGGUUAAAGUCCCAUCAACAAUGGGUUGAUGAAUGUAAAAAUUUACUUGAAAGCAUCAAAAAAUAUUCUCAAAAACAUAAUCUACAACCUGAACGAGAUGAUGUUGAUUCUGUUUUUGAAACUGGAUCACCACUAUCUGAUUUGGUAGGAAUGAUGUACAAAAGAAUGGAACAUUUAGAAACUGAUACUAAAGUAAGGCGAUUUUUGUUGGGUUUCUUUUUCUCUUUCUAAAUUUAGUUCAUAAUCGAAUUUUGAACAUUUUUGUAUACAAGAACAUUUAUAUUCAACAUUCUUUGUUUGAAUCUUUAUUUUCCUAAGUAUUGAUCUAUUGAAUUAGUCUAACAACUGGUUAUCUACGAGUAGCUUUCGUCUUGGAGAUAAAUAUUC
Schistosoma spindalis is the source of this 4814-nucleotide messenger RNA. The record is from the annotation of a GenBank genome assembly. Lineage: Eukaryota; Metazoa; Platyhelminthes; Trematoda; Strigeidida; Schistosomatidae.